Molecule: messenger RNA, 1609 nt
Organism: Chrysemys picta bellii (western painted turtle)
Lineage: Eukaryota; Metazoa; Chordata; Testudines; Emydidae
Gene: NABP2
Product: nucleic acid binding protein 2
Biological process (GO): response to ionizing radiation; double-strand break repair via homologous recombination; mitotic cell cycle checkpoint signaling
Cellular component (GO): SOSS complex
Molecular function (GO): DNA binding
Source: RefSeq, a predicted model, not a curated record
UUUGCAGGGGAAGGGGGGGGACCUCCUGAUCUCCCCCCCCCCCACCCAUUAGCCCCUUUCUGCAGCAUCUUAGGAGCUUUGGUCAGGGGGCCUGAGCCCCCUUGCAGGUGGUGCAUUGCAGGGCAGGGGGCAUGGGGCAUGCAUGGUGCAGGAUACGUGCACCACCCCAGCAAUUUUCAGUCCCCAAACCAUGUCUCCUUUCCCUCCCCUCCUCUGCAAGAAUUUCCACCAACACGUGAGCGAACUGAUCCUCCAAGAUAACGUAGUGGAAGCCAGACGCCGCUCAAUAUGACGACUGAAACCUUUGUAAAGGACAUUAAACCCGGCUUGAAAAACCUGAACCUUAUUUUUAUUGUACUGGAAACAGGUCGGGUGACCAAGACAAAGGACGGCCACGAGGUGCGGACGUGCAAAGUGGCCGAUAAAACCGGCAGCAUCAACAUCUCGGUGUGGGACGACGUAGGGAACCUCAUUCAGCCGGGAGACAUCAUCCGAUUGACCAAAGGCUACGCGUCCAUUUUCAAAGGCUGCCUGACCCUCUACACGGGCCGCGGAGGAGACCUGCAGAAAAUCGGAGAGUUCUGCAUGAUUUACUCCGAGGUCCCGAACUUUAGCGAACCCAACCCGGAGUACGUGACCCAGCAGUCCCAGACCAAAGCCGCCCAGAACGACAACGCGACCCCUGCUGCUUCCCAGACCACCCCGGGCCCCGCCGCUUCGUCCCCAGCUGCCGAGAGCCAGAACGGCAACGGGCUGAGUGCCCCAGGCCCCGGCGCCCCCCCCCACCCGCCAAACGUCCCGUCCCACCCCACCAGCGGCCGGAUCACCAGGAGCCAGCCGAAUCACCAGGGCGCGGGCUCGGCUGGGUCCAGCUCGUCCUCCAGCCCCAUCAGCAACGGCAAAGAGACCCGGCGAAGCAGCAAGAGAUAACACCGUGGGGUUGGGCCCCCCCCCCAGCUCUGUGCCGGCUCGCCCCAGGCCCCACUGCCCAGGCAGGAGGGCGGAUGAGGAGCGGGGGAGAGACCGUGGCCGGCUGACGCUCCAGGCUAGAUCAGAGACAGUGAAACCAAGAGCGUUUUCGUCGCCGCAGUCGCGACCGUUUUAACUGGGACUGUGGCGUUCUCCUGAGCAGAGACAGGGAGGGGGCGUCCCCCCCCCCAUUGGAAACCAGCCCUUUAUCUUCACGGAGCCACAGCCAACAGCCCUGCCCCUGCCGGCAUCCCCACGUGCCCCUCUGGGGGCAGUGCCAGCCCCCCACCUCCCCACAUCUCACUGGAUUUUGUUCCUUUGGCGGAUUUUUUACAAAUAUCCUGAAACAUUUUAGCAAACUUUAAAAAGCCGAUUUCGCCAGGUGGGGGUCAGUGGCGAGGGGGCAUAGGACGGGAGGGGGCGGCAGUGGGCCCCCCCCCCUCCUUGCCCCUGGGAGGGGCCCGUUUGGGUCGUGGUGUCUCAGCGGAGGGUACCUAAGACUGAACUUGGAGCCAACUCUCCUCCGUCCCCGGGGCCAGCCCCAGCUCAGGGACCCUCGGGGCACACGCAGCGGAAGGGGGGGCGCUGGCUCCAGCCCAGUCGGCCGUGAUCCCCGCCUGGGCCCCCUGCAGGGAACGAG